Messenger RNA from Lotus japonicus, 2727 nucleotides. Its product is annotated as nuclear pore complex protein NUP160-like. The annotation marks the transcript as partial. The record is from RefSeq and is a predicted model, not a curated record. Gene Ontology annotation, cellular component: nuclear pore. Lineage: Eukaryota; Viridiplantae; Streptophyta; Magnoliopsida; Fabales; Fabaceae. Gene Ontology annotation, molecular function: structural constituent of nuclear pore. The transcript is spliced from 15 exons.
UUACACAAUGAUAUUUUGAAACUUUUUUUGGCCACGAAUACAGAUAACAACUUGGGGAAACAAUUAUGGAAUGAAAAGCUUGGCAGAUGUGACUUCACAUUGGCUUUUAUGUUCUUGCUAAAUGUUAAAAGUGCAUCUGUAGUUCAUAGCUACCUUUGGACAGAACGUUUCUCAGAUAUGCAGAGCUAUAUUAAUAGGAUGAGAGACUUCAUCAGUUUAAUCAUUUGGGGCCAGGCUGGAGGAUCUUCUACUUUCUUGAGUCGUUCCAUUGAUCUUGCAUUUAUCCUUUUCAAGCAUGACCAGUAUGGUGCUGCUGAGCAAUUGCUUAUGAUGGUGGAGGGCCAUUUGCUAAAGGAGAAGACAUCCCAUAGUAUUCAAGACACUGACGGCGGAUGGUGCAUACGUCAUCAUCUUCUAGGAUGUUGUCUACUUGCACAGGUGCAGGGUGGAUUGCAUGCGACAAAGAAAGAUAAAAAAGUUUCUGAUGCCAUUCGCUGUUUCUUUAGGUCUUCAUCUGGAAAUGGUGCAUCUGAGGCUCUGCAGAGUUUAUCUGCUGACAUAGGAAUUCCAUAUCUUGGUUUCAGUGGUUAUACAUCAAUUGCUAUAUGGAGGCUUCAAUACUAUCAAUGGGCUAUGCAGUUAUUUGAACGUUAUAAUGUGAGUGAAGGUGCUAGCCAGUUUGCUCUUGCUGCUCUUGAGCAGGUUGAUGAAGCUCUACAGACGCAAGAUGAAAAGUGCAUUGGAAGCUCAGUUAAUGAAUCAGUGACAACCAUCAAGGGACGACUGUGGGCGAAUGUUUUCAUAUUUGCAUUAGACCUUGGUCGGUUUCAUGAUGCAUAUUGUGCAAUUAUUUCAAAUCCAGAUGAGGAAAGCAAAUACAUCUGCUUGAGGCGGUUCAUAAUUGUUCUUUAUGAACAAGGUGCUAUAAAGAUUCUUUGCAGUAAUAAACUUCCCCUUAUUGGUUUAGUAGAAAAAGUAGAACAAGAACUUGCUUGGAAGGCUGAACGAUCAGACAUUUCGGCAAAGCCAAACUUGUAUAAAUUGCUCUAUGCAUUUCAAUUCCACCAGCAUAAUUGGCGACGAGCAGCAAGCUACAUAUACUUGUAUUCAGCUCGUUUGAGAACUGAAGCAGCUUUGAAAGAUAACCAAGGCAGUUCCAUGAUUUUGCAAGAGAGGCUGAAUGCGCUCUCUGCUGCAGUCAAUGCAUUGCAUCUUGUUCAUCCUGCAUAUGCCUGGAUUGAUCCAUUGGCUGAGAGAAGUUCUCCUUUGAGCGAACAUAAUCCAACUAAGAAAGCUAAAAGAACGCCAGAUGAGCACACCGAUAAUGAUGCUGAGCCUCAAAGCUGGCAGUCCUCUAUUGAUAUUGAAAAACUUGAGGACGAGUAUGCACUUACUUUAGCGGAGUAUAUGCUAUCACUGGUAAACGUGAAAUGGGCAUUUUCUGGUAAACAUGGAGCCCUAUCAGAGUUGGCUGAUCUUCUUGUCCAAAACAAUUUGUAUGAUAUGGCUUUUACGAUCCUUCUCAGAUUUUUCAAGGGUUCUGGACUGAAGAGGGAACUGGAAAGAUGUUUAUCUGAUAUGGCAUUGAAAUGCUGUUUUGAUAAAGUCGAAUCCAACUGGGUUGAGGAACAUGGUCAUUUGUUGACAUCAUCAAAGCUUGAGAUGGUUGUCCAUGGUUCACCUGUUAGACUUCCAACAGCUCCACAAACUGACAGAAAUAGUCGAUGGGCCACUCUCAAGCUUUACCUUGAAAAGUAUAAGGAAUUUCAUGGUAGAUUACCAGUUAUUGUUGCUGAAACUCUUCUACGUGCAGAUUCUAAGAUUGAGUUGCCUUUAUGGCUUGUUCAAUUGUUCAAGGAGAGUCAAAAAGAUAGAAUGUGGGGGAUGACUGGCCGGGAAUCAACUCCUGCAUCUUUAUUUCAGCUUUAUGUUAACUAUGGUCGAUAUGCAGAAGCUACCUAUCUUUUACUAGAGUACAUAGAAUCAUUUGCUUCAACGAGACCGGCAGAUAUAAUUAGAAGGAAAAGACCAUUUGCUGCUUGGUUCCCAUACACAACAAUUGAGCGGCUUCUUUACCAACUUGAGGAAUUAAUCAGAACGGGUCACAUGGUUGAUCAGUGUGACAAGCUCAGAAACAUGUUGCAUGAUUCUUUGCGGAAUCAUCUGAAGACGUUGAAGGUGGAUUCAGAUGAUGCUAUUUCUGUAUUGUCUUGAUGUUCACUUAACUGGUCAAAGAUAGUAGAGGGAGAGAUGUCUAUUCACAGUGCUCUUGAUCCCUUGCUUUGUGUUUAACAGUGUAUGAUCCUUUGAAAAGGCCUUGGCAUGGAAUGUUAACAUUUUGGGAUGGAAACUCAGCAGUAGAGGAUAUUUCCUCGUUAAACAAAACUAGCCCUUCUCCUGCCACAGGAAUUAACAAAAAUAACCGAUGAUGGCCUAUUAACAUGAAUUGAAGAUGUAGCACUAAGAAUCAGCAUCCAUGAAUACCAGUAUAAAAUUUGUACAUGCUUUCUAUUCUAUACAUGAAGAUAUACUUAUGUUGGACAAGAUUGACGCGGUGUUUGGUGUGUCCUGUCCACAGGGGCAAUAUGUCAGGGAAUUUCACUAUAUAGAAUUAGUGGAUGAUUGCUGCCCCACCCCAAGUACACCAUCUUAAAUUCAAUUAGAGAAUUGCAGGAUCUAGUAUGGUUUAAUUUUUUGAUCAUCUUGUAAAGAUUUUUUUUAAGAAAA